UUCUUGUUGUUCUUCGUUAUUGCUCCUACUUCCCGCCACUCGUUGCUUAACGAGCAGAACCUUAACAGGGGCAAAAACACCAAAAGUUAGUGCAAGAUACUCCACCUCUGCGGAACAGUCGGUGCCAGAAUUAGAAACCACAAGUUUGUUGAAAUGUUCAAACACAUGAUCUUGUUUACCAGUAUCAAUUGUCUUCGCUAGAGAAGCGGACUUAUUAAUGAUGGUUUUCCCUGAAAUUUUGUCCCUAAUAUCAAUGUAAAUAAUAGGUUUAUCCAUUGACAUAACAUCACCAGGCCCUGUGAGGUUUAAGGUACCCCCUUCAAAAGGGAUUAUCUCUGGAUCAUCAUCUUGCUCACUUCGUUCAUAGAUAUCACAUUGGUUGUUACUUUUAACAUCGUCCUGGACAUAAAUAUUUCCAUAAAUUUCCCACGAUCCCCUACUUCUGUUGCUGUUGUAUGUGUUUUUGUUGCAGAGACUUACUGAAGGAAUAUCUCAGUUGAUGGGAAAGUCAAAGUUUGUUACAACAAACUAAUUACACUCUUUUAAUGUAAAUAAAAUCUAUUUAUCAUCCUACUUUAGAAACAAUUGUUUAUAUACUGUAAUGCUUCAUUUGAGGAACGAGGGGCAAUAAUAAAUAUCUCUCUCUCUUUCUUAUUCUCUCUGUUAAAGUUUUACAUGGUAUCAGAUUCCAGACCAUAACUUCCUGGAUUUUCUUGCGAUUACUGCUCCAAUUGAUCAAUUCUUUCUGACAUUCAUCAAAUUCUUUCUUCUCUUCCUCUAAUUUCCUGCAAAUUGUUUGAGUUCUUGAAAAUGACUGAAACUCCGAUUACUGAUUCUACGGCAGCAAAUUCUGGAAAUAAUGCUGUUAAUUACAACGAUCCAUACUACAUCUCUAAUGGAGAUACUUCAGUUCAGAAUCUAGGUAUUCAACUCUUCAAUGGCGAUAAUUUUGUUGGCUGGAGUAGAGGAGUUUGUUUAGCCUUAGGUGCUAAAAAUAAACUCGGUUUUAUUGACGGAACAAUUACAAAGCCUGAUCCUACUUCUACAGAUUUUCAAAAGUGGAUUAGAAAUGAUUACAUGAUAACCUGUUGGAUUUUGAGGUCCAUGGAGAAAUCUCUUGCCGAGAGCUUCGCGUUCGCUCGCACCGCUCAAGAACUCUGGGAAGAUGUAAGAGAAAGGUAUGGAAAAUGCAAUGCUCCUCUUUUGUAUGAUUUGCAAAGAAGUUUAACUUCAAUUGAACAAGAUGAUCUUUCAAUUGCUGAAUAUUAUGGGAAAAUGAAGAAGGUUUGGGAUGAACUCCAAGUGUUUGAUGAAAUUCCUAGUUGUAGUUGUGGUGCUAUGCUAAGAUGCACUUGUAAUUUGUUGAAGAAAAUUCUAGAGGCUGAUCAACUUAAGAAGUUGAUUCAAUUUCUUGCUGGUUUACACAAAGAUUAUGAUCAGGUCAAGGUUAAUAUUUUAAGCAUGGAUCCACUACCUACGGUGCUUAGAGCUUACCAUAUCUUACAACAAGUUGAAAAACAGAAUCGUAAUUCUACUCAUUCUAUUGAAAUCAGUGCUUUAAUGGCUGGAAAACACAAUCAAUCUUACAAGUUUCAACCAUCUGGUCAAGGAGUUCAAAGAAAGGAUUUCAAGAAGACUAAAUACGACAAAUAUGAUAAGUUUGACAGAUUUUGUGAUCAUUGCAAAGUCAAAGGCCACAUGAAGGAUCAAUGUUUUAAGCUUGUCGGUUAUCCUGAGUGGUACACGAAUUUGAAAGGGAAAAGUGUCCAAAAGUUUGCUGCGAAUGUUGAUUCUACUGGAAUUCUUGGUAGCAGUCCUCUUGAUUUUGAUCCUGAGGAGCAGGCUGGUUCAAGUAGCGUUGGUACAAGCAAUGUUAGUCAAGAGAUGAUUGAGGCCAUCUUCAAAGGAGUGAUGAAAAUGAUGCAGAGUUCUAAUCAGCAAGAUAACAAUUACGCUGUACUCAACUUUGCAGGACCUUAUAACUAAUGAGGUCAAAGCUGUUGGAAGGAGACAAGCUGGAUUAUAUAAGUUCAGUGAGGAUUCUUUAAAUUCAAUCCUGCUUCCAUUUCUAAUUCUAUUGCUUCUGCUAAUCCCCAAACCUCUGUACAUAUUUCCGAUGUUCCUAGUUUGCAUAAAUGUGUUGUUUCACAUGAUUCAGCUUCUAUUGCUUGCACAAGUCAGUCUGUUAAAUCAGUCAAUCUUGAUAUAUGUACUCCAUGCCAGAAUUGGCCAUCCUUCUGUUAAUAAAAUAAAACGUUUGACAGUUCCAUAUGAUGGUAAAUUGGCCGAUUUUAAAUGUGAAUGUUGUGUCUUUGCUAAACAUCAUAGGAAGCCUUUCAAGAAUUCUUUGUCUAGGGCUGAAAACGUUUUUGACUUGGUUCAUAUAGACCUAUGGGGUCAAUAUAGAACUCCUUGUUUGUCUGGUGCUACUUAUUUCCUUACCAUACUAGACGAUUAUUCUAGGACCACAUGGACUCAUCUGGUUCAUACUAAGGAUCAGGUGGCUUCCAUUGUUUCUGGUUUCUUAGCAUAUGUUGAUACACAGUUUGGUAAAAAGAUAAA
This is a messenger RNA of Spinacia oleracea (spinach), 2562 nucleotides long. RefSeq lists its product as uncharacterized. The transcript is spliced from 2 exons. The coding region runs from base 811 to 1986 and encodes 391 amino acids. Lineage: Eukaryota; Viridiplantae; Streptophyta; Magnoliopsida; Caryophyllales; Amaranthaceae. The record is from RefSeq and is a predicted model, not a curated record.